This is a messenger RNA of Drosophila pseudoobscura, 2282 nucleotides long. Its product is annotated as cysteine and histidine-rich protein 1 homolog. The record is from RefSeq and is a predicted model, not a curated record. Gene Ontology annotation, cellular component: nucleus. Gene Ontology annotation, molecular function: zinc ion binding. The transcript has 8 exons. Bases 384 to 1619 code for a protein of 411 amino acids. NCBI's taxonomy places the organism in Eukaryota, Metazoa, Arthropoda, Insecta, Diptera, Drosophilidae.
GUGUAGUUACCGCGUAGUUGGCAGGCCUUACUUUUGUUUUUUUUUUCGAAUCGCAAGCACAGACGACGAUUUGUAACGGAACUGAGCUGAGUGGGAACAAAACAAUUUAAUGUACUAAAUUGGUCCCCGUGUCCCCGGGAGAGCUGAGCUGCAAGAAAUUGGGAAAAGCCAAGAAAGUUGUUGUGUGGUGCAAUAGUGAAGUGCAGUUUGACACUGUUUGACUCGCACUGAGUGUGCGAGGUGUUUUUGUGUGUGCGUCAGAAAGAGAGCAAACGUCAAUUUGGAAACCUGAGUGUGUGUGUUAGAGACAUUUGAUUUAGAACGAAUCGAAAAAAUAAAAAAAAAUCUGUUUAAAAAGAAAGUAACAAAAAAUAAGUAGAACCAUGUCAAAUGUGGAAUCUUCGAGUUCCGCGGCCCAGCAGCCCCCCACAUCCACUCUGCCAAUGCUGGGGGACAAUCAGGUGAUGCAGGCCUCCACCUCGGCUAGCUCCACCUCGAACAGCAGCACCAGUAGCAGCAGUGGCAAUGGCGGGGGCGGGGGCGGUGGCAACAACGUAGUGGGAGUGCCACUCGACACUCAGAUCAGCGGUGAGCCGCCGUCCAAGAAACCAUGUCUCGAUGCAGCCUCCUCCAGUUCGGGGGGAGCUCUGUCAAGCGCUGCCGCGGCAUCGGGAACACACGAGAAGCUGGCCUACCGCAUCUCCACAGCCCUCUGCUGUGCCGUUUGCCUGGAUUUGCCCAAAACGGCCAUGUACCAGUGCCAGAUGGGCCACCUGAUGUGCGCCGCUUGCUUCACUCACCUUCUGGCGGAUGGACGCCUACGCGAUCAGAUUGCCACGUGCCCCAAUUGCCGCGUGGAGAUAUCAAAGAGCACUGCAUCACGUAACCUGGCCGUAGAGAAGGCCGCCUCCGAGCUGCCCAGCGAGUGUCAGUUUUGCAACAAAGAAUUCCCAUAUAAAUCUCUCGAACGUCAUGAACAGCACGAGUGCCAGGAGCGUCCCACUAAAUGCAAAUAUCAUCGCAUUGGCUGCCAGUGGCGCGGCCCCUACCACGAGACAACCGAGCACGAACGCAAUUGCUCGCACCCCAAGAAGUCCGGCUACGAGGUGAUGGCUGCCCUCGAAGCCCACGAUCUGAAGAUCAAAGAGGAGAAGAAGAUGUUCAAUACACUGAUCGAUUUGCUCAGCUACGAGAAGAUCAUCUUUAAUGAUCUGCAAAUGAAACCCUAUCGCACUGACGAGUAUGUACACAAGCUGUUCUAUGAGACGGCCCGCUUUUCGGCCUUCAAUCAGCAGUGGGUGGUGAAGGCGCGCAUCAACAAUAGCCAGCGCGAUCCGCACCAGUCGAACGAGCGCACCAUCACCUAUCAGCUGAUCCUGAAGACCAAGACCAGCACGCCCAUGAGCAUACAUUUCUUUGCCCUCAAGGGCCCAUUCUCCGACAUGAAGGUGUCGACACAGAUCUACAAGCACGAGUUUACAGAAACGAACACUGAGAGUGAUUAUUAUGUGCUGCCGCUGCCCGAUGGCAUUGGAGGCAGCGGUUCAAGCGAAUGCAAUCGUAUGCUGGCCAACAAAGGCAUCAAUUUUCGGCUGCUUAUGUUUCUACUGAACAAGUAGAACAGCGACGAUGAAAACGCGCAGAGAGAACCAUAUUCAAAUUAGUCUAAGUUUGUUGUUUCAAAAUUAAUGUGCAAAAGCCUAGAAAUAGUUGAUAUAUAUUUUCUUCUAUUGUAUAUGUGUACACCCCAAAAACCCCAUACUAAUCCCAGCACACAAAAAACGACAUAUAUUUGCAAUCACGUCUAGAAUCACACUGUAACGCGUUAGGUUGUAACCUAAAUUAGUGAAUAACUAAGAUUAGGAUCAAUGUCCAGAAACAGCUUUCGAAAUUUUUGUACAUGAAAAGAGAGGCCACUUUUGGGGAAUAUCUGUUUUUUUUUGUUUUGUUUUGUUUGUGCAGGCGAAGAAUCGAUUGAAUGAUUGGUGUGUUUGUCUAGCGUUUAAUGAUCUCACAGUAAGGAGCCGGCACACCCGCUAAUAAAACAAUAACCAUAACGUAGAUGUAACACUGUAAGAAGAAACGAACAGAAGAAAACACCAACCUAAACAGAUUUACGAGUAUAGAAACCAUUCUUUGAUGUAAUUGUAGCUCUAGACAUAGUUCUGUUCUCCAUUAGAGGUGGAACACCCAGACUACACUACACUACACUACAAAACACAACACACAUUCAAUCUUUUCGAAUUAAAAUUGCGUUAUGUUGACCGUCUACGUUUAAAAAU